Juglans regia (Persian walnut) is the source of this 2926-nucleotide messenger RNA. RefSeq names its product germin-like protein subfamily T member 1. Gene Ontology annotation, molecular function: manganese ion binding. Gene Ontology annotation, cellular component: cell wall. The transcript has a single exon. The record is from RefSeq and is a predicted model, not a curated record. The coding region runs from base 1936 to 2760 and encodes 274 amino acids. NCBI's taxonomy places the organism in Eukaryota, Viridiplantae, Streptophyta, Magnoliopsida, Fagales, Juglandaceae.
GCUGCUCCACAUCUACAGCUCGCCUUGUCACCGCCACGCCACGCCAUGCCGGCGCCGGUGGCCAUAAGGACUCCUUUUCGUUCAUCUCUCCCUCUCUCUCUGUCUCUGUCUCUCUCGUUCCUUUCCCAUUUUCUCUCGGUUCGGGCUCUGCCGCCGCAAUCCACCACACUCCAGUCCAGCAAAACACACCACCGUAGACCCUCCCCUCCCUUUCGGCCUUUGUCUCCACCGCACGAUCGUAGCAUAGGCUCAUAAUCAUAGUUGUUGCUUUUCAAAGCAUCAGACAAAGCUUUUAUCCUCUCUGUUUCUCUCAUGCUCUCUGUCUCUCUAUCCCAGUAAUGCGCGCGCACACACACACACGCAUUGUCCCUCUCUGUCCGAGACUCCCACGACCACUCGGAGGACCGUCGCCUCACCCGCUAACGGGAACGCCCAGGACAAGCUACAGAACUCAAGACGCCUCGAUCAUCCAGAAAUUUCCACUCAGUACUGUAAGUGGUUCUAUGGACUGACCUUAAAAAUGAUUGUUGAUGGAAUUAUGAAAUUAUGUUCUGUGUGGCCGUGUGUGUGAAGUGAUGGAAUUAUUAUGCAGUUGUGAUGUAGAUGUGUGUACAUGGGCUGUCAUGUACAUAUUUUUGUAAGCAUGGUGCUAGCGGGCCGCCAGCGUUUACCGCUGAGCAUUAAGUUUGAGCGGCUAUACUAGCAUUUUCUGUACGUGUGUACACACCAAUAAUGUCGUCCGAAAAGAAAGGUCAAAUGAUAAAAAAUGACUUUUUAAUUGCAAUGUACGGCUCCUAUUCUAGCUUUCGUGAGCUGAUUUUUUCACCAUCUGAUGAGAGGCUGCUGCUACCUAACCUUUAAAAUAUACGCACCCUUUCCUAGUCAAACCAUGCAAUGCGGAAACGUUCAAUUAGGUGAUCAGCUAUGCUGCUCCACCAUGUAUGAUUUUACCACUAAAUAAAUAGAAAUACUAAGUUGAUUAUUGUAAUUUUGGUGGUUUUAUUAUUUAUAUAUAUCAUAGCAGAUAACAGUGUGAAAACUUCUUAGGAAGCACUUCCUCAGUUACUUUGUCGUUGAAAAGAGGCCCAUCCAGGGCUAUCUGGAAAUCUUGUAAUUGGUCUUUCCAUGAUUAAUAUCUCCAUAGAAAGUAAUUUCAGUUUCACAAUGUUGAAGGAGUCAAUAAAACUCUGCAACAGCAGGAAGAGGUCAUGCCAACUUAACUUUUGUGAACUGCUUUCCUUGUCCUUGAGAUCAUGGCUCACGAACCUGCCCAAGUUAUUGAAUUGAUCUUGUCCCAGGAAAACAACUUAGAUUAUCUUUCAACCGACAUCUAAGAAUUUACUAUUUGCAUCUUGUAAUCUCUAACAAAAAGAGUUUUGCUAUUUGCAAGCCUGAUGUGUAACGCACAAAUUGUUAUGGAAUCCAUAAAGUUAUAAAAAAAAUUAGAACACCAAUACUUUUCUAAUUCAAUGGUAAAAACUAGAAAACACCAAAUACUUUUUUAAUUUUUUUUAUACAUUUGGGAGAGGGGGGGGGGUCGAACCCAUGAUCUCCAUUUUGGAGAUGUGGGUGUUGUGCCAUCAGGCCACAGGCCGUUGGCAAAUGCUUUUCUAAUUCAAUGGUGUGUCAAAUGUGUCAAUAAGUUUAUAGAUUUUUGCCUGACAAAAACCCAACAAAUUUCCAGAUGUGUCAAAAAGCUUUUACUUUUCUAAUCUGUUUCUGUUGUAGUUUCCUACUUUCUAAUGUGCAGUAGGUAUUUUCUUUGUAUACUUCCUGUGUACUUGCACUGUGCCUAUUCUUGGUAAUAAGUUCUUAUUAAUUAUAAAAAAAAACUUUUCUGCUACAAACUCAUUUUCUACAUGAUCUUCUGGACGUUUUUGUAUCCCCUACAUCAUUUGACUUGGUCGAUAUGAUACUUGCCUCGGAUAAAUCAAAAUGAUAAAGAUGAAGACUUGUGGGGUUUCCAGGAGAGGAAAAGUUCUAUAUAAAGGACCAUUAUUCCCAACCUCUGGAGUAUCCCAGUAUCUCAUCUACAAAAAGGAAAAAAAAAAAAAACCCAUUACUUCUAAAAACCAAAAGCCAAUUGCAGCCAUGAAGAUUCCAUCAACUUCACACGUCCACAUGCUGUCAUACCUUGUCGUGUUGUUGCUUCUCCCCUUGCUUUCCUUUGCAGCCGACCCCGAUUCAUUACAGGAUUUCUGUGUGGCAGAUCUGAGUGCCUCUAUAUCAGUUAAUGGCUUCCCUUGCAAACCUGCCUCAGAAGUAACUUCAGAUGAUUUCUUCUUUGAUGGUUUAACCAAAGUUGGUGACACAUCAAACAUCUUUGGCUCAAACGUCACUGGAGGUAAUGUCCUUACUUUUCCUGCACUCAACACGCUUGGGAUUUCAAUGAACAGAGUGGACUUUGCUCCGGGAGGAGUUAAUCCACCCCACUCUCACCCUCGUGCAACCGAGAGCGGCGUGAUCAUUGAAGGGAAGCUACUUGUGGGGUUUGUGACAACUGGGAAUGUGUAUCACUCUAAAGUCUUGACUGCUGGGCAGAUGUUUGUCAUUCCUAAAGGACUUGUACACUUCCAAAAGAACGUUGGAGUAGGGAAGGCCCUUACCAUUGCGGCUUUCAACAGUCAGUUACCUGGGGCUGUGGUCCUUCCCUUUACUCUCUUUGCUUCAACACCCUCGAUUCCAGAUGAUGUUCUAACGAGGGCCUUCCAAGUAGAAGAAAAGGUUGUCGAAUCUAUAAAGUCGAAGUUCAGUUCUUGAGCUAAUUAAGACUUUCCACUCCAGAUAAUCUCCCCUUUAUCUGAAAAUUGUGUUGUAGUAAUGCUUUUGAUUUGAGGUUGCCUGCCUCCUAUUCUUGUGUUGUUAUUCUUUGUGUUGAUUCAUUUUGUUGAUUUAAUGUUCAAUUCUUGAAAUGCUUGUGUUGUUA